AUGUCUAAUGAUAUCCCCAUUGAUUUCACUGAAUUGACUCAGUUGACUCAAUUGGGAAUCCAACCAACCUCAUUGGAUUUCAAGUCCACCACUUUGGAAUCAGACCAUUAUGUGUGUGUUCGUGAAUCCACCGGUGCCGGAAAUUCGGUUGCCAUUAUCAAUUUGAAGAAUAAUAUGGAAACAACCAGAAAGAAUAUGACCGCCGACAAUGCUAUCAUGCAUCCAAAGGAGUUUGUUAUUUCUCUUAGGGCAAAUGGUACCACAUUACAGAUUUUCAAUUUGGGAUCCAAGCAAAGAUUGAAGGCUUUCACCAUGGAUGAACCAGUUAUUUUUUGGAAGUGGCUCAAUGAUCAAUACUUAGGGUUGGUCACUGCAUCAUCUGUUUACUACUGGAAUGUCUUUGACGGAACCAAUGAUGGUCCAAUAAGAUUAACUGAAAGACACCACACUUUGUCUCAAGCCCAAAUUAUAAAUUUCGUGGCUGAACCUGAUUUGAAUUGGUUUGCUGUAACUGGUAUUGCUCAAGAAGAUGGUCGCAUUGCUGGUCACAUUCAAUUAUAUUCCAAGACAAGAAACGUAUCUCAAGCAAUUGAAGGUCAUGUGUGUAAGUUUGCUCAAAUCUUAUUACCAGGUGGUCAUCAACCAACCAAGGUUUUCUGUGUUGGUAACAAGAAUGCUCAAGGUCAAGGUAAUAUGCACAUUAUUGAAAUUGACCACGUCGAAGGUAAUCCACAUUUCCAAAAGAAGCAAGUUGAUAUAUUCUUCCCUCCAGAUGCUGCUAAUGAUUUCCCAAUCAGUUUGCAAACCUCUGAUAAGUACGGAAUUAUCUAUGUUUUGACCAAAUAUGGGUUCAUCCAUUUGUACGACAUUGAAACUGGUUCCAAUUUGUUUGUCAAUAGAAUCACUGCUGAUCCUGUAUUCACCGCAACCAGCUUCAAUGACGGCACUGGGUUAUUGACCAUUAACAAAUCCGGUCAAGUCUUGAGUGUUGAAGUUUCCCGUGACAAGAUUAUACCUUAUGUUUUGGAAAAAUUGGCAAAUGUUCCUUUAGCAUUAUCUUUGGCUUCCCGUGGUGGUUUCCCGGGAGCUGAAAAUCUUUUCCAACAACAAUUCCAAAACUUCUUGAACCAAGGUGACUAUACCAAUGCUGCUAAAGUUGCUGCAUCUUCGGAACAAUUGAGAACUCAAGACACUAUUAACAAGUUGAAGAAUAUUACCCCUCAACCAGGUCAAAUUUCUCCAAUUUUACAAUAUUUUUCUACUUUAUUAGAUAGAGGAACUUUGAACAAGUAUGAAUCUGUUGAAUUGGCUAAGCCAGUGUUGCAACAAGACCGUAAACCUUUGUUUGAAAAAUGGUUAAAGGAAGACAAGUUGACUGCCUCUGAAGAAUUGGGUGAUAUUGUUAAAUCGUAUAAUGAUAUUGCAUUGGCUCUUGCAGUUUAUAUUCGUGCUAAUGUUAACAUCAAGGUUGUUUCUUGUUUGGCUGAAUUGGGUCAAUUUGAUAAGAUCUUACCUUAUUGUCAACAAGUCGGAUACAAUCCUGAUUUUACCAACUUGAUUCAAAACUUGGUUAGAGUUAAUCCAGAUAAGGCUAGUGAAUUUGCCACUUCAUUAUUGAACUCUCCAGAUGCCCAAUUAAACAUUGAAACAGUUGCUGAUUUGUUCUUCUCCCAAAACUAUAUUCAACAAGGUACCGCCUUUUUAUUGGAUGCUCUUAAGAACGAUUCUCCAGCUGAAGGACACUUACAAACUAAGGUUUUGGAAAUCAAUUUACUUCAUGCUCCUCAGGUUGCUGAUGCUAUUUUAGGUAAUGCUAUGUUUAGUCAUUACGAUAAACCUACUAUUGGUAAAUUGUGUGAAAAGUCUGGUUUAUUCCAAAGAGCGUUGGAACACUAUGAUGACUUGAAGGACAUUAAGCGUGUUAUUGUCCACACCAAUGUUUUACCAAAUGAAUGGUUAGUUUCUUACUUUGGACAAUUGAAUGUUGAUCAAUCUAUUGAAUGUAUUAAGGAAUUAUUGGCCAACAACAUGGCUCAAAACUUACAAGUUGUUAUUCAAGUUGCUACCAAGUAUUCUGAUUUGAUUGGUCCUUUGAAAUUAAUUAAAAUUUUUGAAGAUUACAAGUGUACUGAAGGUUUGUAUUAUUAUUUGAGUUCUAUUGUUAACUUGACCCAAGAACCAGAUGUUGUUUUCAAGUAUAUUCAAGCAGCUGCUAGAAUGAAACAGACCAAGGAAAUUGAACGUGUGGUUAGAGAUAACAAUGUUUAUAAUGGGGAAAGAGUUAAGAAUUUCUUGAAGGAAUUCCCAUUAGAUGAUCAAUUACCACUUAUCAUUGUUUGUGACCGUUUCAAUUUUGUUCACGAUUUGAUUUUAUACUUGUACAAGAACCAAUAUUUCAAGUUUAUUGAAGUUUAUGUUCAAAGUGUCAACCCAGCUAACACUCCUCAAGUUAUUGCAGGUUUGUUAGAUGUUGAUUGUGACGAAAACAUUAUCAAGGGUUUGUUGAUGUCAGUUUUAGGAAGAGUUCCAAUUGGUGAAUUGGUUGAAGAAGUUGAAAAGAGAAACAGACUCAAGAUCUUGUUACCAUUCUUGGAAAAGACAUUAGAAGGUGGAUCCAACGAUCAAGAAGUUUACAACACUUUGGCCAAGAUUUAUAUUGACUCCAACAACUCUCCAGAGAAGUUCUUGCAAGAAAACAACAAUUAUGAUACAUUAGCUGUUGGUAAGUACUGUGAAAAGAGAGAUCCAUAUUUGGCUUAUAUUUCCUAUUCCAAGGGUGGAAAUGAUGACGAAUUGAUUUCUAUUACCAACGAUAAUAAGAUGUACAAGUACCAAGCUCGUUAUUUGUUAGCCAAGUCCGACUUGGAUUUAUGGAACAAGGUUUUAACUGGAGACAACAUCCAUCGUCGUCAAUUGAUCGAUCAAGUUAUUUCCACUGGUAUUCCAGAAUUAACUGAUCCUGCACCAGUUUCAAUCACCGUGAAGGCUUUCAUGGAAAAUGAUUUACCUGUUGAAUUGAUGGAAUUAUUGGAAAAGAUUAUUUUGGAACCAUCUCCAUUCACUGACAAUACUUCAUUACAAGGUUUGUUGAUUUUGACUGCCAUUAAAGCUGAUCCUUCCAAGGUUUCUAACUAUGUUGAAAAGUUGGACAAGUAUGACCCACAAGAAAUUGCACCAUUGUGUAUUGAUAAUCAAUUGCUUGAAGAAGCUUUCGAAGUUUAUGAUAAGUUUGAAUUGAGAAACGAUGCCAUGAGAGUCCUUGUUGAAGAUAUCAUGUCCUUGGACAGAGGUGAACAAUAUGCUGAAAAGUACGAUACUCCUGAAUUAUGGUACCAAUUAGGUACUGCUCAAUUGAACGGGUUACGUAUUCCUGAAGCUAUCAACUCGUAUGUCAAGUCCAAGAACCCUGAAAACUUUGCCCAAGUUAUUGAAAUUGCUGAACAUGCUGGCAAGGAAGAAGAAUUGAUUCAAUUCUUAGAUAUGGCCAGAGAAACCUUGAGAGAACCUUUGGUUGAUGGUGCUAUUAUCAAUGCUUAUGCUACUUUGGAUAGGUUGGGUGACAUGGAAAAGUUUGUUGCCGGUUCUAACGUUGCUGACUUGGAAUCUAUUGGUGAUAAAUUAUUCGAAGCCAAGAACUACAAAGCUGCCAAGAUCUUAUAUUCUACCGUUUCCAAAUAUGCCAAAUUGGCCACUACCUUGGUUUAUUUAGAGGAUUACCAAGCUGCUGUUGAUUGCGCUCGUAAGGCAUCUAACAUUAAUGUCUGGAAGCAAGUUAACUCUGCAUGUAUUGAAAACAAGGAAUUCAGAUUGGCUCAAAUUUGUGGUUUGAAUUUGAUUGUUGAUGCUGAAGAAUUACCUGAAUUGGUUAAGACUUAUGAAUUCAAUGGAUACUUCAAGGAAUUAAUUGCUCUUUUUGAAAGUGGUUUAGGUUUGGAACGUGCUCAUAUGGGUAUGUUUACUGAAUUGGCUGUAUUAUACUGUAAGUAUAGUCCUGAAAAGGUUAUGGAACACUUAAAAUUGUUCUGGUCAAGAUUAAACAUUCCUAAGGUCUUGACUGCUUGUGAAGCUGCUCACUUGUAUCCUGAAUUAAUUUUCUUGUACUGUCAUUACGAAGAAUGGGAUAAUGCUGCUUUGACCAUGAUUGAGCGUUCCGAAGUUGCAUUUGAUCACAAUUCAUUCAAGGAAAUUAUCGUCAAGGCUCCUAACUUGGAAAUUUAUUACAAGGCCAUUCAAUUUUACUUGAAUGAAAACCCAUCUUUGAUUGUUGAUUUAUUAAGUGUGUUGACUCCUAAGUUGGACUUACCCCGUGUAGUUCGUAUCUUUGUCAAAUCUGAUAACUUGCCAAUGAUCAAACCAUUCUUAAUUAGUGUGUUGGAUAAGAAUAAUUCCGUGGUCAAUUCUGCUUACCACGAUCUUUUGAUUGAAGAAGAAGAUUACAAGUCAUUGAGAUCAUCCAUUGAAAAUGAAAGCAACAACAGAUUUAAUAAAUUGGACUUAGCUGAACGUUUGGAAAACCACGAACUUGUAUUUUUCAGACAAAUUGCUGCUACUUUGUAUACCAAGGAACGUAAGUUUAACAAGGCGAUUUCCAUCUUGAAGAAUGAUAAGUUAUGGCCAGAUUUAUUAAGAACUGUUGCUGUUUCUAAAUCUACCAAGAUUUCUCAUGAAUUAUUGGACUAUUUUGUUGAAACUGGAAACCAUGAAUGUUUUGUUGCAUUAUUAUACAUUGCCUACGAUUUGAUUGAGUUUGAUUACGUAUUGGAAUUAUCUUGGUUACAUAACUUGGGUAAUUUCAUCAAGCCAUACGAAAUUUCAGUCGCAUUUGAAAACCAAAAGAAGCUUAAUGAAGUUUAUAAAGAUUUGAAGAAGAGACAAGAUGCCGAAAAGAAGCAAGAAGACGAACCAACUUCUCAACCAUUAAUGAUCACUAAUGGACAACUUGGAUCUGCCGGUCUCAGUUAUCAAGGAACUGGUUUGGGAUUCCAACCAACUGGUGCUGGAUUUGGAAAUGCCUUCUAA
Messenger RNA from Spathaspora passalidarum NRRL Y-27907, 5019 nucleotides. It is a transcript of the gene CHC1, whose product is annotated as clathrin heavy chain. The transcript has a single exon. The record is from RefSeq and is a predicted model, not a curated record. Gene Ontology annotation, molecular function: clathrin light chain binding; structural molecule activity. NCBI's taxonomy places the organism in Eukaryota, Fungi, Ascomycota, Pichiomycetes, Serinales, Debaryomycetaceae. The coding region runs from base 1 to 5019 and encodes 1672 amino acids. Gene Ontology annotation, biological process: receptor-mediated endocytosis; Golgi to endosome transport; intracellular protein transport. Gene Ontology annotation, cellular component: clathrin complex; actin cortical patch; clathrin coat of coated pit.